Gallus gallus (chicken) is the source of this 30715-nucleotide messenger RNA. It is a transcript of the gene LCLAT1, whose product is annotated as lysocardiolipin acyltransferase 1. The record is from RefSeq and is a predicted model, not a curated record. The transcript is spliced from 8 exons. NCBI's taxonomy places the organism in Eukaryota, Metazoa, Chordata, Aves, Galliformes, Phasianidae. Gene Ontology annotation, cellular component: endomembrane system. Gene Ontology annotation, molecular function: acyltransferase activity. Bases 26140 to 27276 code for a protein of 378 amino acids.
GUGGGCUUGCGAGGGUUGGAGACGGGCUUGGCUGCUCCUGCAGGCACCUGCAGAAGGGGAUCGCGGUCAGACUGGAAGUAAUACAAAGACUCAACACCGGACAGUGUGGAUUAUCAGUGAGGAGGUGGAGGGGAGCUCUCUGCGGAGUGUUAGCCUGAGCAUCCUGAGACAAGGCAUCUGUUUUGUGGCAAGGAUGAGAUAGCUCUUCAUGGGUGUUUAAUGGAGCACAGACUGUUCUGUGAAGUCUGUGUUUGGGUCCUUCUCACCACACCAUAUCCUGCUCCAGUGGGGAGCGGUCUGUCUCUGUUUGGGGAGGAGGGCAGUCUGCUGCCAUGUGGGGUAACUCACCAUUUUCCUGGAAGGUGAUGCUCUUUGUGGCUUUGUGGGCCAGCUCAGGGAGCCAGUUGCUCUUGGAAUAGGAUGAGAACAGUUACUACCUAAACCAAAUCCGGGGUCACAGAAGAGUAAAAGAAAUGUCAAGGCCUUAACCAAACUUUCAUAAUAAUCCCAAUGCCACCCUCCUUUGCUUGUAACAGGUUCCAUUUUUAAAAUCUAUUUGAACAUGUGUAUUUGUAUUUUUAAUACCUCAUGAGUAGUUGAACGCUGGCAGGGGUCGGGAACUGCUUUUAACAUAUUAGCAGGAUCAUUUUAGUCUUGUCUUGCUUGUGUUUUAAACAUAAUGGCAAUAACUUUUCAGCUCUACAUAGCUGUUUCAGGCAGAUAGGAGUUCGGAGAUGAGCUUGUGCAAAGCAGGAGAGAUUCAGUGUUCCCACACUGCAGCUGGUCUCUAGGCUUGCCGGCCUGCUUAUAUUCUCCCUGCCUGUCUGGGUGGAUGGUCUAUCACCAAAUGGUCAUCAUGUAGUGAUACCGCUUUCUCUGAUGGAUUCAGCUGUUGUAUCUGUAACACUUGUUCUAACCUUGCUGUCUUACCUGAAUGAGCUUAUACACCUGUAUACCAGCCAACUGUCCUAUUUCUAAGUGUUACUCUCAGUCUGUGCCACCAAGUCAAAGCUGUAUAACAAAGAUACUAUCAUCUGGCAGCAAUGAGAUGGCAAUCCAUGGACUCGAGACCUGCUGUCUGCCCUAAAGACUUGUGUAUUUCUGUCUGCAUCCUUUUGUGGAAGUAUCGUGUAUAUUUCUAUUUGUUGAAUGCAUCUAAAGAACAAAGCACUCCAGUAAAACUACUCCUGUUGUAGGAUAUACAUUCUAUAUUUCUGUAAUUCUUUUUGAGCCUCAGGGAGAAGCUAGCAUUUUUUUCAAACUACAUUUUUGUCACUGUGACAGUUGUAAAUAAAGUUUGAAAAUGCUUUCCAAACAUACUGGCUUCGUUCUUACUAAUGGAUGGGUUUGGAUGGUCGACUUCCCAGGUAAUGACCAGCCCUUGUUUCUGCUAUGAGGUGUGCUGAUUUGUAAGGUGAACAUAGAUACCCUGAAGUAUCAUGCCUGUCAGGUUGAGGCUAUCCUUUGAACCUGGAGGUACCUGUGCUCACCUCAGAGCAUGCCCUAUGAGAUCGUGAACCCAAAUCAACUUGGAGAGUGUGGGGCAGCAUCUUUGCCUUCCAUCUUCCUACAGUUGCUUAUUGCUGUGUGAAGGGCUGCUGCAAAGAAAUGUUCAGUUUUUCUGUCCCAGAAUUUCAUUUUAGUUAUCUUUAUGACUUCAUAUCUUACAAAGGUUAUAAAUCUAGAAUUCAUAUCUAAUGUCCUGACUUAACCCUGCAGAGCAUGAAGCCACAAUAAUGAAGAGCUGCAGCUAUUCUAAUUGUGCUUAGUAGUAGUAUGGUACCUGUGCAUCUUACCUCCCCUGAGCAACAAGUAUGAAGAUGUCUUGCCCUGCAUGCUGUCAGGGCUUCAGCCAACCUAUGUAUGUUGUCUGCUUUGGCCAUUUUGGGUCUAGAGGGCAGCUCUGGAGCAGCCAGUUAUGCUUUGCAGUGUACCUGUAGUUGUAUGCUUCAGUUUGCAGUGCUGUCAGAGGAAGAUCUAGAAGAAACUGCAUUUGAGCGUGGCUCUGAACCUGUUUGGUGUAGCAAUCUGACCACAGUAGGAUUCAUUAAUUCACACUGUAUACUUAAUGGGGUUAUCUCUUCCCCUAAAACGAGAUGAUAAGCAAAUGCCAUGGAACGUUCAUAUCUUUCAGAUGCACGGAGAAAAGCUCCUGUAAUUCAGCAAGUAACAGGCUCUGAUCUUGGCUUUGUAAAUGAGAUGGAUGGUUAAAAUAUACUAAUGGCCCUUGGAUUUAAUUCCUGAACUGAAAGCAUGUUCAAUAUGAACCCCACAGUUCAAAGAUUAAUUGUAUUCUACUCAACCCUUGUGGAUAUUUUAUGCUAUAGAAAAGAAAUGCAGUGUGGGUGGAGCUUGAAUCUCCUGUUCCUGAAUCAGCCUCUAGUUAAGGUGCCUUGGUUUCUUUUCCAUGGGUAUAGGGUCCUUUUCUUUAUGUAGAAGAAGCUGCAGCACUUCCAGGAUGAGGUACUGGUCUCAGACUUCUAAUUCACAGAAUGGUUGAGGUGAGAAGGGACUUCAGGAGGUCAGCUGGUUCAACCCUUCUCAUGCAGGGCCUUAUGGAGCCCAGGACCAGAUCCAGAUGUCUCUGUCUUCCUUGGUCCUUGGAUCCAUCUGUUAUGGGCAAACUGGAACUUGCAUCGCCAAAUUAAAAUUAUUUGGUGAUGCAAUGGGUGGCCCUGAGUCACCUUGAGGGCACCAUUGUGGGUGGUGCAAGGACUUUUCUUUGCAUAUAUAGCAAUUGAUUUCUGUUCUUACCCUCAUCCCUCCCACCAAAAGCAAUAUGUUUGGGUGUCAUUUAAACUUAAUGUGUUUGUUCUCCACACAACUUUGCCCUACAAUUGCAAGUGGUGAUACAGCAAGUUGUGCACUGCUGUCCUGCUUAGCUCAGUCUGUUCCCUCUCCCAAACACUUGCUAUUUUUGGUGUGUAUCCACCUCUUUGGCUUUAUUGGAACAUGUACUCACCUGAGACACACUGAGUAGGAGAACUUUUGGUACCUGGGUGCAGGUAGGUGAAAUUACUGCUCUGCAACAAAGAUAAUAUGCUGUCACCAGGGCAUGUGGAGGGUAAUGACUGCAGUAAGACCUCCUUACUGAAGGUCCUGCUUUGCUGUAACCAUGUUCCUCUUUGCCUCUGUGAGUGGGAGAACCAGUGUCACCAUCCCAUAGCCAAGUAAGGAUGGCCGAGGCCUUUUCCUUCCCAUUCAGGCCGCUGUGUGAAGUUCGCAGAAGCUGAGGGCAAGGAGUUUAAUCCCUAUGGUUGCUCCCUGGGCCCUCCCAGAGGGUGCCAGCCAGGCUGGCUCUUCCCGUCACCAGAAUGGGAGCAAAAUCUCAUCUGAAGGCUAAACGUAGCGUGGUGGCUGCGCUGGUGCCUGGCCGGGACUUGUGAGGUGGUCAUAACAAAAAAUGAAAGCUUGUGAGCACUGUUUGUAGUCAGGGGAGGAACGCGGUUUCAGGCCCAACACCGCUGCACCGGCAGGAGAGGGCCUGGUGUGGCCUGAGAGCCAGUCCUGACAAUGAAUCUACAGAGACGUACUUUUUGUCAUAUUAAAUCAGCCUUUAUUCUGCCAGUAAAGAGCUUUUUACCUAAACAGCCCACGCUGUCAUCCCCACAAGGGUCACUUUUUCCACGUUAACGCAACCCUCCAGCCUCACACUUGGGCCCACAGACCUCUGCUACACACCCAGCCCAGGGUACCCAAGCAGGGCGAGCGGGAGCUGGGAUGUGGAGCCCGGCUGUCACAGCAGGCUGCAGUCACAAGUGAGGCACGACAAUGUCAAACACUCUAUUUUGAGAGUCUUGAGGGGUGGGAGCACUGAGCGGGGAGGGAAAGCCACAAAGGAAGCAUGCACUGAGCACUUGUUCACUGCCAGCACUGUAACCACACUGUUACUGUAGCAGCGACCAUCAGCUUCAUCUGAUAAAAAUAAGCAAGGAAGUCAAGUGUGCAAGAGGGAGAGGAUGUCAGAAGCCACGCAUGAAAAUAUCACAGCAGCCUUGCUUUUAUUUUCAACACUUCCUUCUUUUUUUCUGCAGCCAGUGAGCUCGGUGGGCAGGUAUUUCCCACAGCACUCCCUGCAGCAAGCACGGCUUUCCCAGACAUCCCAUGCUCUGGGUUUCUGCGUGGCUGCUGGGUUUGCUGGGAGCUGCACGGCCAGACCCAUGGCUUUGCUGCAAGCUGCUGCUCCUGCAGGCUCCACAGGCCGAUGCUCUCAGUUAUGCAAAGGCGGAGUUGGCUGCAAGCUGUGCUCAUGGAAGAAAAGAGGGUGGAGGAAUUUCAGGUGUUUGAAAAUCUUCCCCACAGGUUGUCUGCAUCCAGCAGCCUGAGCCAGGCGGGCUGCAAUCAGCUCGACAAAUAUUUGCCAAGCGUAGGCCUUCCUGCACUGUGUUUGAUGACUCUUUUCCAUGGGGGUGGCUGCUGGUGCUGUGGCUGGCGGCUCUGCUGUGCGUGCUGCCUGUGGGGUGAUGACGGACCCCUUCCAAACAGCGCCUGCUUGGGGAUGGGAUGGUGCCCUCUCAGUGUCCUGUGGUGUGGGGAUGGGCAGGCUGGAGCCAGGCAUCCGUGGAAGCUGCAGCACUUGCAAACAGUAAACACCCUUGCAAACAACCUUGUGUGGGAAAACCCUUUGCAGCACGCAGAGAGCAGUGUGCUCACAGGAUUUGCCACUCAGCCCCCCUCUUCCCUCCUCCCAUGCCUGAGAAGCUUGUCACCAUCCACACUGCCUUCUAAGCAAUUGUUUUAAUCCCUUAAUGCUCCAGCAUUACCUUUGACACCUUUGCAGGAGGGGUGAGGUGUGGGGGUUGCAGCAGGUGCCGGAGAAGGUUUUUUUGUGCACAAACCCACUCUACAGGUGGGAGUAAGGGGUUUGCUGGGGUCUGUCUGCCUCGCCAGGCUGAUCUGCUCCGGGAUUAUGAUCCUGUGCGCCAAGACAAGGGAGCUUUGUGUUUUUUAAUCUUGCGACCUGUCUCCCUGUGGGACAUUCAGCUGAGCUAAAGCGGGGUUUGCCAAAAUGUGCAGCACUAAGAUAUCAGUUCCCAGCAGGGGCCUGCUCUGGGUAUCUGUUUGCAGCGAAGGCCAGGGCUUGCAGGUGUUUUUCUGGGGUGCAGACAGCCUUGCUGUGUGCCACUGAGCACACGCAGGGUGUCAUGGCCCUUCCCAUGGCCUUUCUGUACUGCCCCAUGUAUUUUGGGAAGACCACGUUCUCCCAGUGCACACUGCCAGCAGUGUCAUCCCUGGUUUCUCCCUGUAGUGUCUGCUGCUGCUGCUGCUGCAGGGGUGAAGGAUUCCUCUGUGAUCUCUACCUUGUUUCAUCUGAACACCGAAAUCUCUCUAACUUCUACUGACCUCUGCAAAAUAUUUUUGGCCACAUCUCCUGUGGAAUAUAACGUUUAACAGAAGUGAGUGGUCAGUGCUUUCUGGAAGAUUUCUGUACCUUUCUCUCCCAGCAAACCCUUGUCUGCUUGGGUGAAAGAGCUGUCAAGUUUGAGGACGCUUGGUAAGAAAAAAAUAUCAAGAGUCACCGUGGAGAGAUACUUUCUUUGAGUUUUGCAUGGGAGGACGGAGAAAAGCUCCCAGCUGCAAGCACCAACAGCACCUCAUGUCCUGGCACUGGGCUCACCACGCACAGCUGCCUUCAUCUUAAUUAAAGCCUGAGAGUCUAGCCCGAGAUAAUUGUUUCGUCUCUUCCUGUACUCCACAGAGGAGGUAAACAUCUCCAGAAGAUGAUUCAUGUUAACAGCCUAUCUGGAAAGAAUGACUUCUUGGAGGUCCUCCGGCUCUAAAUAAAGAGAUUUAGAUAACCAGGUGGUUUGCAUGCCUGGCUCUCAGGUAACUGAAGCUGAACCUCACCCCUCAUUUCCCUUGUGCUCUUGCCUUACAGGAUUUGUGCCUUCAUGCGUCGAGGCCUCUGUUUCUGUAGCAUGAAGAUGUUCAUGUACGCACAGCGUGUUGAGUUUGGCCACUUAAACUUCACGUUCCUUGAUCACCACCAAAAAAAAAAAAAAACCUACAAAAAAACAAACCCACACAAACCAAUAGAGUGUGAAAUAAGAUGAAACAGGGAGAACAAUAAGCAAAACAGGGACUGGGAAGAGUGAGAGGAACAUGGUAAGAAUGCGGAAAGAAGACGGUAAGAGCACGCUCAUACUGAAAUCUGCAGUAGAUCCCAUGGACUUUAGAGAGACUUAACCCCAUGCUGAAUGCUAGACUUGAGCUUAGUACUUGAUCUAGCAGAUGGCAACCCUGCCUGUGGCAGGGGAGUUGGAACCUGAUGAUCCUUGAAGUCCCUUCCAAGCCAUUCUGUGAUUUCAGCAAUGGACUUUUCCUGUCUUUUGGCUUUGGCACUGCUGGACAGCCUGAUUCUGGCUGCUUCCAUGCUUCCACACACGGGUUCCCUUCCAGGGAAACCUCUGGCUAUGGACGUGCCUUUGACCACACCGUUGUCUUUCUGUGUGCAUCACAACAAACGACAGACAAACACUGUCUGCUUACCAGGAAUUCAUGCCUUGUAUGAUUCAGGAAGAGUUGCUCUUUCCACUCUAAUUUCUCUCAUGAAAAUGUGGUUGGCUUGAGUAUUUCUCUUGAGCAUUUUUCUGUUCCCAUACAAUCCAGCAAUGACCAGAUGCUGUCAGUGAUGGUUCACCUGUGCAGGCUGGCUGCAUCUGAAUCCUUCUGUGAUUUCUCCUUUGCCAGAACCUUGCAACCAUUGGUAGCAGAUGUCCCACCGGGGAAGAAUACAUGGGGACCAUCAGCAUGGCAAAGGAAACAGCGGUUUCCCCUGUUUCCUCCCUGAAUGCAGGCUCUGUAACACCUCUUGAAGCAUUUUGUAGGAUAAAGACCCAUGAGCGGCGACUUUCCCAUGGAGAGUGCUCCUCUAGGAAAGGCCUUUGAGUCGUCUCCCUGGCCUGGCCUCAUAAGUGACUUCAUCUCCAGUCUCCACAGAUACCAAGGAACUUACUCAACAGAUGAAGUUAUGAUGAACAACAGGAACAUGCCUUGACUUCUCUGCACUGUGCUUCAAAGGAGUUACGUGGUUAUGCUGUUUAGAAAAUGGUGAGUUAUCUUCAUACCUUCAGCCGUAGAAGUUACCAUCUCUUAGCCUCAACCAUGAAGAAUAAGGCCAACUGCAGCAGAGGAAAUGUAAGAAAUAAAACACAGCUAGAGUAGCUCUCGGGGCCUGUUAUGCUCGUUUCAAUCCUAUUUCACUUCUAUUUAAUCCCUUGGUUUCAGGUAACAGGACUGAUCAGUACAAGCUAGGGGAUUUAAGGACAGAGCACAAGCCCUGCUGUAAGGGACCCGGGGGUGCUGGUGGAUGGCAAUAUGGACAUAAGCCAGCAAUGUGCCCUCACAGCCUAGAAAGCCAACUGAAUCCUGGGCUGCAUCCAAAGCAGUGCAGUCAGCAGGUCAAGGGAGGUGAUCCCACUGCUCUGCUCUGCACUAUGAGACCUCACGUGGAGUACUGUGUCCAGAUGUGGAGUCCUCAGCAAAGGACAGAUAUGAACCUGUUGGAGUUUGUCCAGAGGAGAGAACACCUCCCCAUCGAGGACAAGCAGUGAGAGUUGGGGCUGCACAGCCUGGAGGAGACCUGAGAGCGGCCUUUCAGUAUCUGGAAGCGGGCUGUAAGAAAGGAGGGGACACCUUUUAGCAGGGUCUGUCGUGAGAGGACAAGGGGAAAUGGUUUCAAACUAAAAGAGGGGAGAUUUACGUUGGAUAUAAGGAAGAAGUUUUUUACAAUAAUGGUGAUGAGGCACUGGCACAGGUUGCCCUGGGAGGUGCUGGAUGCCCCAUCCUUGGAGAUAUCCAAGGUCAGGUUGGACAGGGCUCUGAGCACCUGAUGGAGCCGUGGGUGUCCCUGUUCAUUGCAGAGGAGUUGGAAUAGAUGGUCUUUAAGUGUUCCUUUCAACUCAAAUGAUACUAUGAUUUUAUGAUGCAAGGGUGGAGGAGGUCUCAGGUGAAGAGAACUGAUAUUGGUGAGAAACCCUGCCUGUUGCCACAGGGCUCUGGUGGUCUUCAGACAUAUAUAGUUAGUAGGCCUAAGGCCAUGUGUGACCGAGAAGAAAAGCUCCUGCAGUAGAAAAUUCCAAUCAUCGACUUAAUGAGGACAAAAUUCGUAUUUUUAUUGGGGGGAAAAAAAAAAAAGACAGUAAAAAGCUACAAUUGAGGAGUCCAUCCUUGAACUGUGGCUAAAUGGCAACUGGAAAAACCUAGAAUUUAUAAAUGAAUGUCACAUUUUCCUUUAUAUGUGCUGGACCACCUGGAGCUCCUCUGGGCACCUGGGAGCUGCAGACUGCAGAGCGAGCAUCUCUGACCUUCAGCUCUGAAGCAGCGCCCCCGUUCUGGGCAUCUUUUGUAACAGACCACAUGGAGCUUCCAAUUAUAUUGGAGAAGGUGUUGCUCUGCCUCUGUCAUCACCUGCCUGGGAGAGCAAUAUAUUGUUUAAGAGCAGGAAGUGGAGAAGCAACAGCUGCUGUCACAGCUCAGCAUCUUGAAAACUCCCUGAGGGCAGAGAGCUCCUCCCCAGGCAGAGUAGGAACUAUGUUUGAAAUGUUUUUGUUGUUGUUGUUGUUGUUUUUUAAUUAAAAAAUACCAUUCUCAUCUGCCUUUGCCACAGCACAGAUUCCCUACAGGCUGAGCGAUCUCUAUCCGGCUGAAACACAUGUUCAACAACAAGAACAUACCCUGCCAGCUAUUGGAGCAGAAGGCCUGAUGAAUCUGUCAGUGUGGGAGUCGACUUGGUGCAGACAAGUCUGGACCUGGUUGGAGAGGUCACGGUCCAUUGGACAAGUCAUUGUGACCUCUGGGCACUGACACUGAGCCACUUGCAGUCUCUCAUCCCUCUCCAUCACUGACACAGAGCCAAGCAAAACACACGGAAGUGUCCCCAGACACAUGCAGUUCAUGCUGCUGGGGAGACCUAGUGUGAAACUCCAUGCCUGUCCACUUGAACCAAAACACUUCUCGUCCAAGAGCGCUGUUGACCAAGGGCAAGGCUGAGCGCCCAGGGAAAUGAUGCCGGUGACUUGCUGUGGGUCCCUGGCCAAGACAUGCAACUUCUCAGUGCUUUCAUUUCCCUGACUGUAGAAUUUGAGCAAAAAUCCCGUAGUGCUGUCUGACAGAAAGCUGUACGAGUCCCGGGAACUCUCACCCUCACUGCUCCAGCAAUGCAGAAUAACCCACUUCAACAACCCAUAGUGCAGUUCAGAAGUUAUACAACAGUGGUGGUGAGGCACAAAUGUGGCCAACAUUUAUAAGCCUGUAACAGCAUACUAAAUGCCACAUACAUGCUAUGGAGUGAUAUGUCUAUUUUUUUUCUCACUUGCAACUCUUAAGACGUUUUUUUCCUUCUUUCUUUUCUCUUUCUCUCCCUUUUUGGCUACUCACAAAGAAGAUACAGGAAGGGCAGAGCAGCAGUGCACGUGAAAAACUUUAGUUCUUCAUACACUAAGAUGAUGCAUGGGAAGUUCACAAGUAAGCACUGAUUCCCUUAACUCUGGGGACGUUUAGAGUCCAGUUUGCUGCUUAACUCUUAGGACUGCAGAACAGGUGGGCUAUGGUCUCUCUUCUCUAGCAACAGAAGCUUGUGAGUGCCUUCUUCAGCAGCAGCAAUAAAGGUCAAAGUCGAAGUGGAUCUGGCUUUGUCUGUGUGAGAGGGAAGGGCUGCACAAAAUGGCCUUAUAUCCUGGGUGACUUUGGCAGCCCAAACAGCACAGCACUCAGCCCUGUGGCUAUCACUGCCACAUGGAAACUCCAAAGGACAGACAGAUGGGUAUCUUUCCAGUCACUGGGGAACUAAUACUACCAGCACCCUUUUGAGAAUGGGAGAAGGGCACAGCCCCAAACGGGCACACUCUCAAAUGCACAAACACACGGCUUCUGACAAAGGAGAGCUUCUGCCAGGAAGUCUUUCAGUGGUUUUCAGCCUACAAGUGUGAAGCUGAGUGCUCACACCUGUGCGUAAGGACUCUGUAGUCAGCCAGCAGCCUGUAUAUUAAAAGCCCUGAGCACCCAUUAUUUUUGUUGUCGUCAGUAAGAGAUAAAUACCCUUAUAAUGGAUCUAAGGAUGACAGACUAGGAACCCAUGUGGUGUUUAUUGGUUUGUUUGUUUGUUUUCCUGCCAUUAUCAGUCAAGAUAUGACUGUCUCCGAAACACCGACCUUCUGUUACUGGACAUAACGUGGGUGGUUCAUUAUGUGAAGGGAAAAGAUCACAGGACUAUUUUCUCCUAAGACCUUACAGAGAAAAGAGCUGUGUCACUUUAUCCGAAAACAGAGAUUUCAUGAUGCUAUUGUGCCUGCCCACUGACCACAGCCUGUGAUGCAGGUGCUCAGGGUUGGUGCUGAGCAUCCUCUCACCGCAGCCUUGUUGGCUGCUCUCACUGCAGGCAUGCGUGGGUUGUGGUGGCCAAAGGCUUUGUGGGCUUGGUAGUAAAGGUAGUAAAGGCUGCAAUGCUUUUCCCAUUCAGAUACACAAUAGAUUUUCAUGGUACUGUCAGCCUGCCUCGUCACUGCCUUGCACAGUCAUGCACAAUGGAGCGAGCUUGGCAUUAGGUGUAUUUUCAGCUUUGCUGUGUUUUUCUCUCCCACUGAUAGAAUAUCACAGUGCUUCACCCCUCUGCCCCGUGCUCUGCCUUCUGCAGUCUGGCCCUUGCCUAAUCAAGACAGCUUUCCUGUUGUGAACUGUCGAAGCUGCAAUAAACAGCAUAUCCAUUUCUCCAUUUAUCUGCUUUUUGAAUUCCAGCCUGCGAUGCCACCAAUAAUUACUCAGUUUCUAUAUUUGGAGAUCAUCAGCACCUCCUGAAUAUCAAAUUGUACUGUUAUUAUCUCUGCACAAUAUGGGCCAGUCUCCUAUCAGUGUAAACAUUUAUAUCAGUGAUUAUCACUAGGACGGUUAGAGAUCCCAAAAUAGACAAGGCUGAACAGGAGUCUGCUGUUAUUUGUUUGUUGGGGAGGGCAGAGAGAGAAGCAGAAGAGCAGAUGGAGUUCUGAUAGCACAGAGCCCAUCCACUAUCGGUGUGGGAAGGCUGAUGUGUGGGGCACCCUACCUGGUGGGAUCCCUGGGAGCAAGUCGUAGAGUCCUCUGAGCCCAAGCACUACUCUAACAUUCUUGGCAUUGGGGUGCCUUCUGCACAGACCUGCUGCCCCACAAGCAAAUUCCCUUGAAUGCUCCCUUGGAGCUUGUUUUCAGACUCUUUCCUUGCCCAGGAGAAGGGGAUCUCAAAAGUUCCAAUCUGACCAGUUUGGAAAAUCACAGAAACUUAAUUUCCAAAUUACGUAUUCAAGUAAUUUUACUGUCAGCAUUAGCUGGCUGGGGGAAAUGGUUGACGUAUCUUCCUCAGUGCCAGAGAAUGGCUGUGUCUGAAGGCAUUUGACUCCCAAGGCAGUGCUCGCUUUUGGCUUGCAAUGAGAAUGCUCUGAUCUCAGGCAAAUGGCAGGGUGCACAGACAGGAAGGUGGUGAGGGACUGCCUGUAAAUGUGUAAAUGUUAACGACAUGGAUGAAUGUCAGUGGGUUUUUGCACUUGCUGUGGAUUUUUUGUGUGUGUGUGUGUGUUUGCUUUGUUUUGAUGGACGUGCUGGAUAGCAUAGAGAAGUGCUGAUCUAAACCUCUAUUGUCAACCAGCUGAAGCUCAGCGGCUUUGGCUGCCUCCUAGGAGACCCUUUCCCUGCUGCGAAUCUUCAGCUGAGGAGACUCCUUGGGGACAUUCCCUUGCCAUCACCAUCUUUCAGAGCUGUCAGGAUGCUUUAGCAGCUCUUGGCAUGGCUUUCCAACUCUUGCUUGCCUUCAUGAGCCUAACUACAUAUGCUGUUUUCCAUGCAGAUCUAUACCUCCUCACUUCAAGGUUUGUUUGUUUGUUUUUUUUUUUUAAAUUAAAGUCAUUAAUAAUUGCAAUGCUUAAUGGAAUUACCUUUUGUUUUAUACUUCUCCCUGUAAUUACUUCUCAAGGGUGUUUCCUUCGUGGGUAUGGCUAGGCAGAGCCACCCGAUGGCAGCAUGGGAAACACAGCUCUGGGUCUGCUGCCCAGCCUGUAGACCGAGACAGCGGGGUCACAUCUCAGUCCUUAACUCUUGCCACCCAGAAAGGGCAUCACAAUGGAUUAUAAACACUUUUUAGUUUGUGUGCAUAAAGUGAGGUGGCUAAAAUACAGACAAGAAGAAAGGAUAGCUUGUUCAUCGCUGGCCCUUGGAAGGAGCCCAGGCCAAGGGUGGUAGGUGAGUUGCUCAAGGACAGUACUGGUGAGACUAAGGGACACCGAGAGGUAAAAUCUCAUGAGAACAAUUGAUGCUGUGAGAUUGCAGGCUGUGUGAUUCCACAGUGUUUUACCCCAACGCAUUGGCAUGCAGAUACCCAAGUACAUGUUCUAGUUUACAGCUCAAAGUCCUUCAGUAACACCAGAAUGACGCCCUAGCAUUGUAUUGUCUGUUCCGGAUAGAUAGAAAAGACUUAGUAAAUAUGCUGGCAUCUUAGCAGUUCCUCACCCCUGAGACUGCUGUGUUAUACCUCCCCCCACAAUGGUUUCUGCCCUAAUUUCUAACACCAGCUCUCUUUUCAAAGAAACCUCUGCCAGAAGAGGACGUGACUAAGCAAGAGAGGAAGCUUAGCUGCAGCAUAGGGCGAGUGAAACAGAAAAUAAUCAUUGAGUAAACUAGUCCAUUCAGAAGGGGAAACAAACGCAGAGCAUUCUCUGCAGCCUUGGAGAGCUCUCACUGGCUCCAGCACAGCUGGCCCAGAGGUGCAAACAGUGUGCAAGGCAGGAGGUAGGGACCGAAGGGCAGUGCAGGGCACCCGGCAUUGCAUCUGUUUCACAGGGGGCUCUUGUACGUGUGUUUAUGCUGCAAGGAAGCUGUCUAUGUUUGGUUUGGAAAAGCGUUGCUUGCUUUAACAAAACCUGAAUUUAUCCCUGUAAUCCUUCCCUGCAUCUCCAUGGCCAGAUUGGAGCAGCCUGUGGAAAAAAUUCCUGUCUAUUUUCAGAAAUAGAUAAAAGCAUUCAGAUUACAGAGUGCAAAUCUCAGCUCGAAACGACUGGAAAAAUCCAUUCGGUGCCACUGUCGCUGACCCCCGCGACCUCCCCAAGUAAUGAGUUUCAGCCUCUUCUCCCCCUCCCGUGUCCUUCUCCCGCCGCCUCCACCGCUGCUCCCGGAGCCGCAUCUGCAAAACGUCAGCCCAGCGCCCAGCUGUGUGUCCCACGGGGAUGUGAAAGGAGCUCUGCGGAACAGCGCCGUUGGUGGAAAUUAUUAUCGAUCUGGCUGCUCGAGACUCUUAGCGGGGGCUCUUUAUGCCGGCAUUCCCGCGGCUGGCAAACUCAGCCGAGGGCUCUUUGCCUCCAACGUCAAACCGCCUGGAAUCGGCUCCUUCGGAUGCGCUCGUCUCAGAGCCGCGCUCACUGCUGCACCUGGAGUCGGCCCCGCCAUCCCUGGGAGCUCCUGGAGCAAAGGAGCCUUUAGCAUCGCUUCAUGAGCUUGAAGGUCCAGCGGAGGAGAUUAGCGCUCACUGGAUGGGGUUGCGUGUUUUAGGCAGCCCCUGAGGCUCGAUGAGCUCCUGCUCGUGGUGGAUUUAGCAAGCAAAAUAUUAAAUGCAACCGCAGUGAGCUUACGUUUCACUCGUAUUUCACUUUUAUGGAUUGCAGGGAGAGUCUCCAUAAUUAAUAUAGCGAGGAGUAGGGCACCCAGCUGAACGAAUGCUUUUGAAAGAUUAACCUUGACAGGAUUUCUUUUCUUUUUUUUUUUUUUUUUUUUUUUAAUUUAGAACUUCAUUUUCCUUUCCGUAGUGCUCAGAGCAGAUCCGGGAUGCUGAUUGCUUUGUGCCCUGCUCAACAAAGCCUCUCACAGAGGCCUCGUGGCCCUCUGCUGGGGCUCACCCAGCUGCUGAGCACCAUGCUUGCUUCUCCUCUGACAAGCAACCUGCUUUAGUGAGGGUGCUUCAAGGCAACCUGUAGCACAAGGCUACAGCCAUUGGCUAUGUGGUUCUUGAAUGACUUCAGAAUAGAUUGAGAUCUUUGACUGAAAGUCUUCACCAUGGCAUCACGUACAAUAUCAGCACAAACGAUGCAUUCUGUAAUCAUAAAUGUAGGUCUGGAUUUCUGUAUGCCUACGAGCACAUACACAUGCAUGAGUAUUUGCACGCGUGUCCUUCCAAGUCCAAACAGAAUCACAGAAUGGCUUGGGUUGGAAGGGAGCUUAAACAUCACCUAGUUCCAACCCCAGACACAGUCCAUCUGAACAUACAGGUGAACAAUAUACCUUGUAUGUUGAACACAAGGGCCAAAACAUACUGGAAAACACAACCCAUAUUAUACUCUCCAAGCUAAGAUUGGAGUUUGUUUUCUCUCACUGUCUUAUCUUUAAGGCCUAAAGAAAUACACACGCACACACAGCCAAAAUAACCUGACUCCUGAGCUCACUUCAGUGGCUUUCGUUCACUGCAAGCAGCUGCCAGAUGAGAACUGCAGCAUUUGCAAGUGGCUGCUGAAAUUUUAAAAAGCUGUAGAAUAGAAUCAUCGAAAAAAAUACAAAAUUGCUCUUCUUGUGCAAUACUGUGGGCAUUUCUUAUCAUCUCUUACAAAGGCUAUUUUGGUAUUGUAAGUGGUCCAUCUGAAACAAGGAAUGCAAUGUCAUUAUCCAAGAGAAUGGGUACUCAGAUAGGAAUACCACGGGAAGGACCAUGAUUGUCUCUAAAAUUGAUGCACCUUAGAGAAGUGUGAGAGGGUAUGUAGUGAUUCAAGGUUACUGGUCCCACAGAUGCACAAUACAGGCUGAGUGCACGAGCCAAAAUGAUACCUGCAUAUAAAAAUGAGGGCGUUCGUUAGAAAGAGAAAAUGAAUUGCACGUUGUAAAAAGUUCAUGUUAAGUAUCUUCAGGAGAUCUGGAGGUGUCUGUGUGCUUAUGAUGAGCCUGAGCAUCGUGGCAAUGCUUUCUCUGAGUAAAAACUAACCUACAGUGAGAAACUGUGUGAAAAUCCAGAGAAGGAAUCAACUCCAACUCAUGUGGAAGAUGAAACAAGCCUGUGAUAUCCUGUUCAUUCACCGGGGAGCCAUACUUAUCACCGGAUUGUUAUAUACCCUGUAUGAUCCAAGUGCUUAAAAUUGCUUUGGAGUGUUGACAUCAGCUGAGAUGAAUGAAAGCAAUUCACAGGAUUGAGGAUCAUCCCGCAGUAUGUAAUGACCCCAGGAAUAUCUCCCCUUUGCAGAACUCUUGCUCAUUCCAGGAGUUCCCAUGGCAUUACACGAACUCUGCACAGGAGAGCUCACGUCAGCUCCCCUCGCCAAGCUCCCCUGCUGCGGGUUGAUGCUGCUCACUGCAAAACUGCUAUGCUGCAGAUGGCCGUGGGGAUGGGCCUUCCGGAUAAAAAAGAGAUGGAAAGAAUUGCUAGGGGGAAAGAGAGCAAAGAACAGAACUAAAUGGAGUUGUUUCGAUACAGAUGGGAAAGAUGAGUCCUCUCUGAAACUGUCCAGACAGCCCCUCUUGCCUCAGCCCACGUCACAAGAUGUGUUUGGACAGUCAGGAGAAUGGCUGGCUGCGUUAUCCAAACACUGAGCAGCGCACCGCACAGCCCUGCUGUUAGCACUGACUUGUCCCAGCUCUCCUCAUCUGGGUCUGUGGAUGGAGGGAUGAGCGGAUCUAUCUGGAGAACUGCCUGUGGACGUCUCCUGUUGUCUCUUUGCUACCGGUUGGGCUAUUUCUCAAGGAUGCCAGCUCUGCCUUUUCCCUUUUGUGUCCUUCCUUGGUCCUGGCUCUUGUUCUGCUCCUUUGUUUUCUGGAGUCAAGGCCUCAUAUUGUUUCAGUGAAGGAUUUAAGGAAAGGAGAAAGGGCCUCCUCUUUUUCUCAUAUCUGGGGAAGGUAGUUUGAAAGGGUCUCAGAAAGAGUCACUUAGGUUGUCCAAAUAAGUUUCUAGAUUGAGAGUGGGCACAAAGUAUAUGUUAGUCAGGCAAAAGUCUAUCAUGUGCAAAGCCUGGAAAAUAGCCAAAUCCUCCAAACUCAGCGUUUUCCACUCAUGCAUUCCCAAUCAUUUCUGACUCUACGUCUUCAUCCCUGAGUUAUGCUUAGUUUUGAGCUUAACUGAAUACAGUGAAGAAUCCAGCCUAGAGCGAACUGAAUUAAUAUCCAGCCCCUGUGUACCCAUAAGGUGGGUAAGAGAAUGGAAGGGCAGAGCAGUACAUUUCGUAAUAAAAAAGCCAUCCAUCUCCUAUAAGACUAGGUUUGACUAAAUGAGUGAAAUCCUUUAAGUCUUUCAGACUGAAGAUCAACACUUUCAUCAUCAUCCCAAAUCACGUAUAAGCAGCUGCAAAUGAUGAAAUGCAUUUGGAAAUACCUCUUACAGCUGGCCUUGGGCACCAUUCAGCAUGGAGCAGUAGCUUCCAAAUAGGUUGAAACCCAGCUACUGGACAGAGCAGGUUAUAGCAAUCCCACAGACAGAGAGGUGAAGGUCCCACCUCCAAGCUGGGAUGAUGCAACCUCCCAGUCAUGCACAACUGAGGAAAUUAAUCACUUUUGGAAGCCACAGCUAUUGCUUUCCAACCACCUGACACCAGGAAGCCUCAGAGACUCUUGUCCCCAGGGCAUACGGAUGUGGACACAACUUUUAUGAUAGUGACUCCAACUCUGACUCCAUUUUGCUGAUAACUGGAUGGGGGUUGAUGGCGUUCUGCUGCCUAAAUUCCCACCCUGCAGCUCUGCACCACGCAGGGACUGAUGCGGCACCUCAGUAUACAUUGUCAUUAAGUGGUUGAGCAGCCAGGUGGAAACUCUUCUAUCAGUAACACAGGCAGUGAAGUUGGGGUCCUCCACCAUGGCCUGGAGUGAAACUGCUCACCAGUCCUGACCUUGGGCAUGCUGCAGGAGCUAUGGGGCUCUCCUGGGGCAUCUUCACUAGAGGGAGGGAGUGGAGGCAGGUGGACCCUUGCCAACAAAACCAAGAAAGAGGGGUCUCCUACUCAUUAUCUGGAUAUAUAUUGCCAUUGCUGGUUUUGCCUGGCUUUAUGACUGUGCUCCCCUGAGCCUAAUAAAGAGCUGGGAAUGCAUGUGAGUGGUGGAAAUCCAUCUCUUUAAGAGCUCUUGGGGAGGGUAUGUUUAGUUUUCUCCGGUUUCUAAGUGGAGAUUGGAAUUCAGUCCUUUAUCAAGGGGAGCCAUGGGUAUAUUAAAUCCAGACAUUUUCUCUGCUGUUAACCACCUGGCAGAAAGGUUACACUAAUUACAUCAGAUGCAUUUUGUCACAUUUUCCUGCUUCCAUUAUGAGUUGUGAGGCUUAUGUCAGCGGAACUAUUCUGACCACAAGGAAACACAACUUCUCCUAUCUAUAUCUUCGUUCCCAGAUUAACUAGGUGACAAAGAGACACUCACGGGAGACGAGGCAGUGACAGAAACAGGCAGCUCUUGGCUUUGUAUAAUGAAACACUACAGCAGGGCAGAAAUGAUCCAACUCUGAUGCUGCAGCGCUCCAUUUGUGUGUGUGGGGUAGUGAGUUGACAGGCACUGUGCUAGUAGACAGCGCUCUAGAUUGUGGCAUGGACCUUGGCUUUGUAAGAGCAAUGAAAGUCUUUGCUGUGCUGUGCAAAUGGCUUGCCAUCUUUCCCCUAACGCUUAGCAGACAUGAUUGGAGUUGUCAUUGGGAAAACGACUGAAGCAGUGAAGCAGAUGUUGGCUUGAUCAGGAGAUAGAGGAAAAAAAAUGAGAACAAGAAGUGGGAGAGAAGCCAUGUUCAUCAUGCUACAGAUGAGCCUUUGCAUUCACUAACAAAUCUGCGCUCCUCCAGCAAAUAUUGCAGUAUUGCUAGCCAUCACCUCAGACCUUGUAUUAUCACUCAUACAAGCUGGACUGUCUGGUCUUCACCUUCUUUUCCUUCUUUAGUGUUUUGGUUUAUUUAUUUAUUCUUUUUCUAAGAGUGCCUCAGAAGUUGGAGAUGUUAAAAUGUUGGCCAGCCUUUGGUGGAAAUGGACGGUGCUAGGAUUCUCCUGGAGAGCAGCAGGGUUCAUUUUUAUCUCCACUCAAAAGAAGACUGCCCAGAGGUAGAAGUGGUAAAAGCUGUUUUUGGUAGAAAAGAAAAUGGAUGUCACAUUUAAAAGAAAGAAGCACAACAAAAAGGCACAGUUAAAAGGGGAGAAAGCUAAAGUAUGAUUUGAUUUGAUUCUUUCAAGAUGAGGCCCAGGCAUGAAACUGCAUUGAGAGACAAAACUCUUAAUGACAAAUCUUCUGACACGCUCCCACCAGAUGCGUAUAGAGGCUGGAAAUGACUAACAGGGAAGAAAUAUGGUAUUUUCUUACAUGAUGCAAUAAGAUGUGGUGCUUCCUGGCCACAUAUAAAAUUAAUUUAUAACAGAAACAUACCAGAAAUGCCUGAGGGUAACACUAGCCAUAGCAGAGCACUGGGGCUUUGCCUUAUUUUUCUUUCUAUCUUUUUUUUUCUUGAGCAUUGAAUAAUGGGGACAGCUGUCAUUUUUCUUAAAACAACUCCAAGAUGGGUGGUUGGAGAGAGAGAUCAAAGACCCACAUUUCCUAGGGUACACUGGGAGAAAGCUAUGGUCUAAUCAGAUCUUGUACACGCUCAGGUACAUGUAGGUCCUCCAUCCCACACGCUAGAAUAAAUCUUGAGGUUAUUUUUGCUGCUACAAUAACGACGUAAUGAGAUUAGCAUUAUUAGUUUGAAUAAUCGUAUUAUUGGCUCUGAUUUCACUUGUUCUUACUCUUGCUUUCUUCUAAUACACAUACACUGGUGGUAUCCAUUGCUGGAGUGAUUGGGAACAUGUCAAAUGGUUUUCAGUGGAUAGUUCUAAUGUCCUCUGAGCAUAGGGGAAAAAUACUCUUUUUGGUACUGAAACUAUGCAGUUUCAGGCUACAGUAACCUAUAAAAAGUCUCCCACUGAUUUCAGUAAGUUUUACCUUUAGGAGAAAAGGUCAGAGCAAUCAGAGUUGUGUAUCCGUACAAAGAAUGGGAAAGAGGGAUAGCCAAUCUUGUAAUGCAUUUUCAGUAGUAAAUUGACUUGAACCAAGACUUGUGUGUCUCAGAGGUCAGAAUGACAGCACGGAGUGGUUGGUGACAAAGAUCCAUGUAGGGAGAGAGGCAGAUUCAGGUGCUGGUUUCAACACUGCAGAUGUCCCUUCCUGCAGAAGGUGUACUUUACCCCUGACACAGGGAGCAGAAGAAACCACCACUGGAGAGUAGGUUGAGAGGCUGUGAAGAUGUAAUGAUUUAGUUAAGGGCUCUUUGCCUUAGCGUCAGCUCUUCCGCAGUGAUGCACAUAUGCAUUCUUAACUGCAGUGCAAUCCAAAUCCUCCACCUUGGUUAUCAUUUCAUCAUUCACACUCUAAGAAUUACCAUUUCCUCUAGACCUGCUGACAAAACUCAUUGUUUAUUGCUCACAGCAUGUCAGAACUGCUGGUUUUGCUUUUUCUGCAAGAUGUUUGGAGAACCACAUGCUUUUCCUGCAGCCAGCUUGAUCCCCUCUGUGCCAGCCUCAGCUGUUUGCAGUGAGACAGAGCAGAGGAAAACAGCAGCUUGAGACAGACCACGGGCAUUCCUGGGGUCUUGCCCUGGCAACAAUAAUGCUCUGGAGGGAUUAUAACUGGGAGGAGGCCUGAAUACAGCACCUGAGUGUUGGCUUUGCUCUGCCCCUCCAAACAGUGAACGGGAUGGUUGGAAAGAGAAAACUGGGAGAAAUUAUGUGCAGCAAAUUGAGAAAUGUGAGGGUUGUGUAUAUCAUGCAGUAAUGACAGAGUCAGGCACCCCAUUCUACCCAGAAUGUCAGCAGGUAGCAUAGAUAGGAAGGUCAAAGUUGUACACAUGAAAAAUGAGGACAAAAUGUAUGCACGCUCCUCAUAUAAAAACAAGCAAGCUUCGGCAGCUUGCAACCUCUCCAACAAGAACUGGGGUAAUGCCUGGCUGGCCACUGAGCUGUUGCCAUAGCACACUCAUGAACGGCUGCUAAUGUUGAAGCCAGAGAAACACAGAUGAUUAUUUAUUAGUUACUGAGUUUUGUAAGACUGGACAUAUAUUUCUCCAUUUCUCCAGGGUGGGGAGAAAAUUCCUGAGGGUCCCCAGCACCAAUGGCAAACAGCAGCUUGUGUGUGAAGACCAUGGGCAGGAGCAAGCUACUGGGAGUGCUGCUCCUCAUUCCCCUGCAGCAGCUCACUUGGCCUCACUUUACUGCCUUGGUCUGACAGGCCCCUGUAGAUGAGAGCUGGCUCUUGCAGUUUGUCAUCCCAUGUUUUAUUUGCAUCAUGCUGGAUCUGUCCAGGUGGUUAAACAAAAGGCAUCUUUUUUUUAUUAUUAUUGUUGUUGUUUUUACUGUGCAAUUGCUAUGCUUUUUAUUAGCCUUUGGUUUUCCUGUGAAGAAUCAACUCCGGAAACUUGGAUACGAUCCUCUGGCUCACAUUAGAAAAAGAUAAUAAAAUCCUGGGAAUGUUUUCACCAAACAUCUUUUCCCAUCUUGAAAAAUGCGCUUUUCUCUUCUGAUUUGUUCCCUGAUUUAGGGAAGAUUUCUUCCUGACUUGCCAGUUUUUCUUCUGUUCAGCAGACCUGAGCUCUCCAAGGCUUGCAGGGACAUUACUUCUGCUCCCCACCACCCUUCUGACUCUCCACACACCUACAAGGAAGUCACUUACUUCCGCAUCACUCCGGAUUGUCCAUCUGUCAUCAUAUGAUAUAAUAUUUACUUACCUUUUCGAAGCAUUUUAAAUCUCUGUAGGAAUGCAUUAUAGAAGUGCGUUAGUAUUAUUCUCCGUUGUGUAACUUUGAGAAAUGACUUAUGCAAGGCUGGCUCCUCUGUCCCCUUUCUGAUCCCCAUCCAUUGUUUGGGUUCUUCUGUCUCCUCCAGUUUCCCAGUAACACCCUCAGGCUCCUACCCGGACCCUGGGGAACAACCACCCCGUCCCCUGUAUGUUGCUCCAGAAACAAGCAGCUUCAUACUCAAAAGUUGCUGCUUCUCUUCCUGCUCUUCUGCUGAACACGCCUGCGUGUGAGUCCCAGUAUAUGUUUUCAGAGGCUCCAAAAUGACUUGUAUGAUCUUAAAGCAACCUUUUGUACGAUGGGAAAACCGAAGACCUUGGAUAAGAAUGACUCAGCUGAAUGCCGAUCUGCUGCUUACUCUGACAUGUUUUCCCUGCCACAUCAUUUUUCUCUUUAGUACACAGCUAUAUUUUUUUUGUUCCUUUUGUUUUCUAUCAUGCCCAAAUGCUUAUUUUCGGUGAGACAAAAGGCUGUCAAAACAGCAAGUAUUUGAACUGACAGCACGUGUAGUUGUCAUAGGAGCUUCUACUAAACAGGCUGAUGACAGGAAUGCAAAACUAGUGAGACUCCUCCAUGCUCUUCCCCCUCUAUCUCUUCCUCUGUUUCUGAAACGUACUGUCGACAUCCUUACCAUUUGAUGUUAAACAGCUGCCAUGUUUCAAGCUAGAGGUGACUGCAUUUCAGAGACCAGAAAAUGUACUUCUGUAGUGCUGCCAGACAGUGAUCUCAUGUACAUUAGCCCUGGUUUUUCAAAAGGCUCCAUUGGAUGUCAGUGGUGCAGCUCCAGCCUGACCUCAACAUAAGAGAGAUCGGAGCCUCUUUGGCUAAGUUUUGGCAUUCAAAAAAUGUUAAGUAUGUGUCUUAUGAUAACGUACCCAUACAUUCUGCCAUCCUGUUAACUCCUGUCACACGGGCUUGCUCUCCCUUCUAAGCAGCUAUUUUGACCAGAACCAGUGACUAAUGGAAGGUAUUUGCAGAAAGCAUGCCGUUCCCAACUGACCAGCAGUAAAUUGCUAGUGACUGACAUUAGAGUGACUGUUUUCCAAAGAGGAAUACUUGAAAGCCCACUGCACGCAGCACCGAUCACAUUUAACAUCAAAACGAACCACUCAUACUGACCCCUGCCAUUUAUCCUGGCUACUACUUGCCUUCUUUCUCUGGCACAUCUGUAAGACCACACCGAAACACGGCAAGCGUGUAUUUGUUUACACAAACAUGAAAUGUGAUUCAAAACGCCUUGGUAAUGUGGCCUUCUAAAUUGAUGGACAACGUGUUGCAAAUACAAACGCACUGCACAGAGCAGUUCUGCAGUGUUCGGGAGGCGGAUCGUAAGACUUAAUAGAUCAUUUCCAUCUCUGAAAUAUCUGAGUCAUGAUGAAUGGAAUAUUGUAGUAUUUUAAACAAGAGGGAGGCAUGUUUAAAAAGACUGAGAGGGCUGCAGUGUAAAAUCUUUGUACUGUAAAAAGGCAGUCUUGGUUUUUACUGCCCUUGUGGGAAGUCUCCUGUGAACCAAACAGCCAAUAAAUCAAACAAAUAUUUCUGAAUUAAAUCCAUCUUCUCUUGGGCUUUGAGGAGUUAAACAAAAAUAAUCACACACACACACAAAGCCCACAAACCCAGUAAUUUAUUGAAUUACCUUUCAUGGUUAUACCUGCAGAUGCCUUUUGAAUUUGAGAGCAAAAAGCAUUUAAACUCAGGGUGUUUCACAAAUCACCUAAAUUCAUUAUAUCACCUGUGCCAGUUGCUAUAUUUGUAGGGCAGUAAAUAGCGGCCUUUGUUGUUUGCUGUUCAUGGGACUGUGCAAAAGAACAAGUUUAGUCUGUCUCCAGAGAUAUACGCCUACCUUACUGGCACCAGAAAUAUUGUACUAGCUUAAAUCAGGGCAGUCUUUCCAUGCUGUCACUGCCUCCCGUUUCGAUGCUCACUGCUGUGCUGAUACCCUUCCAGUCAGGGCCCCUUCUUGAAAAAUGUAACAAGUGCAGCUCAGGCAUGUUAUGAGCAGCUAAUGAAUUUCCACACCUAAGAGGGUACGUGGGCUCUGGUAUCUGGUUUCCUUUAUAAGCAGAUGGAGAAGUGAAAGUCCUUAUGUUGGCUUGUCAAUUCCUUAUCUCUAGCUCUCCAGAAAAGCAGGAAAACGAAGGCAAGGAGGUGAAUGAGCCAGAUAUCCAGUAGCUCAGCUCUUCUUACAAGCAGUUAAAUUUGCACAGAAGCUCAAGAGAGAGGAAAAAUCCAGGUGGAGCACUGCAGUUCUUGCAAAUGAGCCACAUGAGCUGUGUUAGGGAAUAUCACAGGGAUCAGCACUGAGCCAUCCUAAAGGGUUAACAGAGUACACGGAAGCCUUGAUGGCAGUAUCCCCACUGCUCUCUGGGGUGGAAGUCUUUGAGGAGAGCAUCUCACGACCCCUCACCGGUUGCAUUUACUAUCCCUGCUCAUCCUUCCCAUUCUAUCACACAGUCCUUUCCUCUUCUGCAUCUUCCCACUUCUUCAAUUUACCAUUUUACAACUCGAGUCUAAUUCUGCAGUUGCUUACAUGGCAAAGGAUCAUUAGAAAAGCAUUUAAUACGUUUUGAUCUUAUUUAGCAGGUGGAAGUAACCACGUGAACAGCAGGUUCUUGCCAGACACGUAAGGUGCUUGUGGGUCACAGUUUGAAGACAUUUUGAUGCAAGCAUAGCCCAGAACAUAUACAGCAUGAGCUGCUAGAGUGUUUUCUCAAUCAAGUCACUGAGGCUUUUGCAAGGAAUGGGACAACAUGAGUUUUUUUAUCUGCUGUUUUUUGGCAGUCCCAGGGAGGUGUGACUGACUGCUUAAAGAUAUUUUCCACACUCCUUAUCUUUUUUUUUUCUUUUUAUUUAUUGAGCACCACAUGGUCUGUCAUUUCCCUGGGCACUGAUAGAGGCCCCAAGGGGGCCUUACCUGCACGUAAAGGACAGAACGAAGCAGUAGUGAUUAAAACACAAAAUGUUAUAGGUGUGUUGCUGUUGUUAGAGAAGCCAGCUUCAAGCUUCUCCUCCUCUCUGUCAUCACUUUCUUAGUAGUUUUUUGUGAGCUCCAUGAUGCUACUUGUAAACCCCUGGUGAGCUAUGCCAUCACAUGACAGCCAGAAUGGGCACACAGCAAAUCAUAUCACUGAAAACCUUUUACAAAGCCUGCCCUGGCUAUAGCCCAUAAACAUCCUUUUGCUGUGUUAGUACUGAGGUCUUAAAUUCUUACCUCUUCAUCUAUAUAUUUCCAAGCCCUGUCAGUGGAUGGAUGAUAGCCUACCUCACCUCUUUUCACUUUCUACUUUUAAGUGUUACCCAACUACAAAGCCUGAAUCAUUUUUAAUUCCAACCCCAUCCAAAAAGAUUUUCAUUGAUUCCACAGUUAAUUUCUCUCCCUCUCUCUCUCUCUCUCUUUUAUUAUUUUUUUUAAGAUUGUUUUUCCACAUAAAUAUUCAUCAUGCAGCCAUGCUGGCUUUUAGUCUGGCUGCAAGUCCUCCUCCAAUAGCUUGAGUGACAAAUUUCUGUCAGGCUUGAUGGAAGGGCAGUUGCUUCAGAAACAAUUACCUUCCUAGAAGAUUUGUUAAUACCGACAGCAUCCCAGAGGAGAAAGAAAUAAUCUUGUUCUUCCAGUGAGAAAACAUCAUUAUUGUUCUUGGCAGCUGGUACACUCUGGCCAACCUAUACCUACCACUUCUUACCUAGCGGGGUUGUUGAUCAUGGUGUGAGGAGGAGAUUAAAUCAAUGUAGUAGGGAAAGAGCUGAGCCGAGGGAUGCAGGGAAUAAAUAUGUCAGAAAUCAGGCCUCCUUGCUUCCAGCUCUCCGCACAGGAAUUGUUUUAGGCCUAAAUUAAAUCUAAGUUGUUUUAUUUCAAACAUGUCAAAAGCUUGACUACAGCUUCAAACAACAUUAUUUUUGUGGAGGUAAAACCAGUACCUAAUAUUAUUUUAACAAGGCCUUUUAAAAUGUACAUACGUUUCCAGUCAACCAGAUUCUUUCUUUUUGCUGAAUACUGAACAUUCUUUCCUUCCCCUCACUGUUGUCUUUGGCUGUAGAAAUCAUACUUUCCACUUUCACAAAAACUGUAGGGGCAUUAUGACUGCAUGUAUAGAUUCAAGUAGGCUAUUUGCUUUCUAACAAAAUGGCUAUGUUAACUCACCUCACAGAAGUUCAAGGGCUUAUAUACAAUGCCUGUGUAGCUGUGGCUGAAAAUGCAAUUCCAUGCAUUUUCUAGUAGAGUGCUGCGGUGAGUAGCAAAAGAGCAAUGUUUUUCCUCACAGGAGACUGCACUUCAAUGACAAAAUGAUGCCUCUACAAACGGCACAGAAUGGCUUUGGGGUCCUUGAGGAAAACAGGAAUGCAAUUGCGUGUUGUAAUCUGUCUUAACAAAUUGUUUUCUCCACAGGCAUAGGUAAAAUAUCUUACCUGGAAGCUUGUAUAGCUAAGUGUUUUGCACCGUAACAAGCAAAGCUGUAUAAUGUUUCACAUUUUCUUAUCAAAUUAUGAAUAUUAAUCCGUAUCUUCUGAUAGCACUUCCAGAAGAAAGUGUCACUAUUCCUGCUGUGCAAGAGGCAGAAGGAACCAUCAGUCCAGAGCCACAACGACGGAGUGAGAUGGGAAGUGUCAGGGCCCCUUUUGGUGCAAAGAAUUCAAUGCUGGUGUGUGAAAAAGAGUCGCUUAACUACAAAAUCUUCUUCAAAAUUUUAUUCACCCGUUUUAGCACGGGUUUAUUCACAGAGAACUUCAUCCUGUGACAUUAAGCCAUAGGCAUUUUUGCCCAUUACUAGUUUAUCGAGCUAAUGAAGAGAGCCCUGGCUUCCCUGCACUACAAAUACCAAGAGCCAGAUGUUGAUUACAGGGUCUAAUAGCGUAAAACUUCACUUGAAAACUCCUGGAGCUUUCCUUCAUGGGUUGGGGGGGGGGGGGGGGGUCUCACCAGAUCCAUUUACCUUAUAAAAACACCCAUGUAGAAAGGGGAUAAAACGAUUAACUGAGCAGCAGUGAAGUUCGGUGCAAUGAAAACUGAAAUAUUGCCAGUUUCAGAGAGAGAGUUCAGGGCAACCAUCCCCAGCCCUGCUCUGGUAACGCUGAAAUCAUUCUGUGGCCCUUUGCUGCUGCUUUGGCUCUUAUUUGAUGAUAAAACCCGCCAUGAGCAGCAGCACGGCUUCUUGCCCACCACACAGAACUCGACGGCUGGUUAGCCAUCGUCCUUUUGAAGCUAAUAGCAAAAUUAAGAGGAAUGCUUGCUGUUUCUGUUUUGUUUAUUGCUGUUGGUUCCUUGCAGCCCUACACCCACAGACAGGCUCGCUCUGGAGGGGCUGGAAGCGCCGGCCAGGCUGCCCUGCUUUUGGGGGAAAGGCCUGGCAGCGGCACGACAGAUUUUGCAAUGCGAAUUCCCGUCAUUUCGGCCAGGCUGUUGCUCACGAGGACAGCACACGGCUGAACUAGCCAUGGUGUCAUGGAAAGGAAUAUACUUCGUAGUUGCACUGUUUUUGGGAAGUUUUUUUGGAAGUAUUUUCAUGCUCGGUCCUUUUCUACCUUUGAUGUUUAUCUCCCCGGCCUGGUAUCGCUGGAUCACCGACCGCAUUGUGGCCACGUGGCUCACGCUUCCAGUGGCUUUGCUGGAAAUGGUGUUUGGUGCCAAGGUGGUUGUCACCGGUGAUGGAUUUAUCCCUGGAGAAAGAAGUGUCAUUAUCAUGAACCAUCGCACACGAAUGGACUGGAUGUUCCUGUGGAACUGCCUGCUGCGAUACAGCUACCUCAGACUUGAAAAAAUCUGUCUCAAAUCCAGUCUCAAAAGCAUUCCAGGAUUUGGCUGGGCCAUGCAGGUUGCUGCCUUUAUUUUCAUUCAGAGGAAAUGGGAAGAUGACAAGAGUCACUUUGAAAACAUGCUGCAUUAUUUCUGUGACAUUCACGAGCCGUUACAACUCCUCAUCUUUCCGGAAGGAACUGAUCUCACAGCCAAUACCAAAGCUCGCAGUAAUGACUUUGCUGAAAAGAAUGGACUUCGAAAAUAUGAGUAUGUCUUACAUCCACGGACUACAGGAUUCACUUUUGUGGUGGAAUGUCUACGGGAAGGUAACAAUCUUGAUGCUAUCCACGACAUAACUGUGGCAUACCCCCAAAACAUCCCUCAGACAGAGAAGCACCUUCUGAAUGGAAACUUCCCAAAAGAGAUUCACUUUCAUGUCCAGAGAUACCCCAUAGAGACAGUGCCCACUUCUAAGGAGGAGUUGCAGCUUUGGUGCCAGAAGCGUUGGGAAGAGAAAGAGGAGAGACUUCGACGCUUCUAUGAAGGUGGAAAGUGCUUUGAUGAGACGGGACAAAGCAUCAUUCCCCCGUGUAAAUCUGAGCUCAGGGUCCUCGCAGUCAAGUGCAUCUCACUCCUGUAUUGGACGGUGUUCCCAAUGGGUACGUUUGCACUGCUGUACCUUUACAGCUUUGCACGAUGGUAUUUUGCAGCCAUGAUAAUCAUUUUUGUUGCGCAACAAAAGAUAUUUGGUGGGCUGGAGCUGAUUGAACUUGCUUGUCAUCAAUAUUUUAAAAAGCAACAGAAACACGACGACACAAAAAUGAAAAAGAAGUAGUUCUUGCGUAAAGAAGGGCAUACUAAUGUGUGGCUUUGGGACGUACUGCAAAUUUUAUAAACACGAAAGAAUUUUUGCAUGAGAAUUGUCUUUUCCUAUUGUCAUUGUUUGCUAGACAUUUGCACUUAAUUCUGUGAAAGGAAAGAGAGCCGUUAGUUAUCACUGCGUGUGAAAAUGGUAGUUUUUAUCUCUGAAUGUAACCUCAACAUUGCUCUUGCAAGCAGCUAGCAACUGCAUUCUGCUGUAAUUACGAAACACGUUGCUGGAUUAUUGAACAAUCAGAGGGGUGUUAAUAAAUAUGACGUGCACUGAAAGUCCAUUUACAAAUCCCAACUGUCCAGCUAAGAAAGACGGAUGUGUUACUUCUGUAUAAUCAUAUUGUCAUAAAGCACCGGAUUUGAAAAGCUGCUGUCUGUAACAGUGGUCUGAUGGUAGGUGGAAGCUGGAGGAGGAUAUUCCGUUUCUUUUUUGCUAUUUCAAAGAGUCACACUUACUUUAAAAUACUUUGACUUCAGCUUCUUCAAACACUACUGAACCUACCACGCUAUUCGACCUGUUCUGCCUCAGUCAGUCAGAUCUUAAAGGAUUUUUAGGCCCACCAGUGUUGUUGUGGUCUGAGAAACAGUGCUGGCUUGGCCUCCAGUUAAGUCUUAACUGAUUAUUUUACAGAUCUAUGCAGCUAAGUUUGAAUUUCUCACUGUUCAUGCUGGUUUGGUGUCCCUCUUAGCUGUGGGAGACGUGUUCCUCCUGUAGUAUAUAGAGCUGCAGGAUAGGGGAGCUGGGUGUUGUUGUUCUAUUGGUAUUUUUUUUCUGGUAGAGGCAGUAAUAUGUGUCUGUCUCUCGAGUAGCUGGUUGAUGGUUUUUCAAAGAGGUCUCAUUAUAGACAUUAUUUGCUGAUUUUUUAAUUUUAUUAUUAUUAUUAUUUUGAGAAGGCAAGGUGUCUUUUUUUGAAGGAUUUUUCGUUUGUUCUCACAUUGCUUCUUUAGACAUUUCAGUUGUCCAAGUGCAUAAAGAAGAAGAUUGCCUUUUCUGUGCAAGCCAGCCAGACCUGUUGGAAUGUAUCCAAUGCAAUGGUUGUCUUUGUAUGAGUAUUAGAAGAGGUGGGUUUCAGACUAUCACAGCACAGGGAAACUGAGUUACAGCUUCUUUUUGCAGAAUUAUCUUGCAUUGCCUGACUGCAUCACUCCUUUUCCGUACGUCUUUACAAUUUGUUAUUGUUUUGGGAGGCUCCCACUGUAACAUGCUUCCUUCUUGUCAUGAUAGUAAGGGUUUCUCAAUAUCAUGAAAUCCAAAUUAAACUCUGACAGUGCGCUUCGCAAGCGUAAUGAAUGUAAUAUCCACAGUAAAAGGUACAAACAUUGCCAGCACUUAGGAGACACUUCAGGUUAGACUUGUUCAGCCUCAGAAAUGUUAGAUCACUUGGUCAAAUGUAUUGCUGCAAAACUUUCUGGACUUACUAAACAUUCGUUGUUUAUUGCAUGGAGGCUUCAUUGAGCUAAACCAAAAUAGCCUGACUGUAUGUUGAGUUGUACUGCUGUGAAAUACGAACUGCCUAUCUCAAGCACUGGGUCGGCACCGUAGGUACAUUUGUUUCUUCUACAACACUAAACAUGUUGUCUCGUGUUUGUAUCAAAGGCCAUUUUUUGAAUGAAUCACCAGCCUCUAUUCGACUGUCCCUCGCAAGGUGACAAGUAUUUUUUAAUCCGUGCUUAUAAUAACUGUUUAUUAUGCAGAAAGUACUUGAAGCCAUCGGUUUUAUUCUAAUUUUUUAAUCCUUUUUUUCUUAAAAGAUAAAUAAAAGUAGGCUUAUAUUUAGGAUUAUGUUUCUAAAUGAUUUUUCAUAUUUGUAUCGGAGUCCCUAAAGACGGAUAACUGUUGUUUUGUUGCAGUUCUUCUGUGGUAUGGUGACGUUCCUUAAUGUAAUUUUGUGAUAUCAAAGGCAUUUAGACAAAAGCCUAGCUGGUGUUUUUCCCUUACUAAUCUGCUUUGGUGCAGUUCCUUGUAUGUCCACAUAACAGUCACCACAAAGGAAAAACUAAAAUUGGCAUUUAUAGAUAAGCAGAGGAGACCCAAAGGCCUUGAGUCUGUCCUGAGCCAUGGCUGUGCUUUCACACCGGGAGUAGCCAUGGCCGGGCCACACCAACAGCCUUAGAAGUCUUCAGGAAUGACAUCACGUCAGUGUGAGUCCUGGUCAUGGAGCAGGGAAAGAUUUCUGGUAUAUUGUGUGUCUGUGUUACAUUAGAGUUGAAUUCUGAAAAUGAAAUACAAUGCAGUUCAGAGUUGACCCUUACAAGUUUUCUGUGCGGCUGGAGCCAAACGCGUAACUAACGUAACGUGGGAAAUCCUGCAGAUCUGUAAUUCAUCCUCCUCUCCUAUGGAUUCAGAUUGAGCAGAAAUAAUCAUCAUCUUGUUAGCUCUAACUGCUGCAUUGGCACUGCCUGGUCGCUUAAAGUAGGGGAGCCCAUGGUAAGCGAGGAAUCCUCCUCACAGGGAAGGCUGUUGACUUUGAGACAGGCAGGAAUUUUCAGAUGCUGUGCCUCAUUUUUCAAUUAGAAAUACAAGAUUAAAAAAAAAAAUCAGCUUUCGUGUUUAAAAAGUCAUUAAAGCGAUGAGGAAGUUCCUUCUGUGUAUGCUCCUUCCCUAUUUGGUCAAAAAGAGCUUUUACUCAAAAGGUUUUAAUAUGCAUAUUUUGGGGAGAAUAUUCGUAUUCACCGUUUCCUUAUUCAGACUCCACUUACUAAGACAUGCUGGGUAAAUCACUUGAAGUGUUUUCAAUGCUGUUAGAUUAAAGGUGCUAGUACUCCAGGAAUCAAACACACCUACCUUUUGUGGACCUCAUAUUGGCACCAAGGCUUAUCUCACUGAUUAGCCCAGUUUCUCAUGGCUUAUGUCCUCUCGCAGUCCAGGUAGACAGAGCGCAUCGUUCAGCCACGACUACUCCUGCUAUGGGGCCUCCAUCUCUGCUGUCUUCCUUCUGUUAUUUGAGAAGCAUGACUUGCUUUUCUUGCCUUCAGAGAUACUCAUCGUUUGUUCCAUCAAACGUUUCCUCAUCUGCGCUGUGGGUUUCUUUCUCUUUGCUCCAGACUGAAAGUUGAAGUCCUCUCAUCUGUGUUCGUCCCGAAACUCAUCUGGCUAACAGGACAUCAAACUAAGACAUUUCUGUUGUGUUCAAAGCUGCGGGGCUCCAAGCUGGUCUGUAAGGUGUUGUCUUGAUCAUACGAAAUGUAGUUUCUAGCUCUGUGCAUUGCAUACAUCUCUGUUGUUUAAAAAAGAUGAGUGUUUUUAUAACUGGAUUUUAUAUGUACAUUGUAUGAAAGAAAAUGCCAGGAUACUACAAACCUACAGAAAGCCUUAGUUUUCAAAGUUCAUUGAUUAUAUUACGGUAUUUUAACCAUGUAUCAGUUACUCUACAGCAACAAUAAAGUCUUGAAGCAUUGCA